Messenger RNA from Amorphotheca resinae ATCC 22711, 1041 nucleotides. RefSeq lists its product as hypothetical. The transcript is spliced from 2 exons. Lineage: Eukaryota; Fungi; Ascomycota; Leotiomycetes; Helotiales; Amorphothecaceae. The record is from RefSeq and is a predicted model, not a curated record. The coding region runs from base 1 to 1041 and encodes 346 amino acids.
AUGAUGGCCUCCCGGUCUUUACUGAUAUGUUCCAUAAUCCUCGUUCUCCUCUCGACUUUCACAACAGCAUGGCCUUGGCCCCGAUGGCUUCCGGAGUUAGACACUCUGGUUGUUAGGGAUAAUACAGAUACCGCAAGUGAGACAAAAUCGAGCGCUCCAACCAAGACGGACUCAGCGUCAGCAUCUCAAUCAGCAUCUCAGUCGGCAUCCCAAUCAGCAUCUCAAUCAGAUUCAAAAUCAGAUUCACAAACACAAUCUGCGGCAGCGUCAACGACUCAAUCUCAAUCUGAAUCAGCGUCACAAUCCGCCUCACUCGAUAUACAGACCAUAAUAUCCUCCGGGAAAACCAUCGCUGUUACGAAAACCAUCCAGCCUUCUGCCACCAAAUCUGCCUCCGUCUCACUCGAUAUCCAGACCAUAAUAUCCUCCGGGAAAACCAUUGCUGUUACGAAAACCAUCACACCUUCAGAAAGCAAAUCUGGCGUUCACCACACUACUCAAUAUGAUCCAAACCUACCUGCAGGCGGCAUCUCCAUGAUCACACCAGCCGUGAUCUCUGGCCCGCAAUACUACAAAAUUGGAGAAUUUGUCACGUUCGUAUGGAACUAUACCAAUGUACUGGCCACACCAACAGCCGUUAAUGUCAUGGCGACCUGUACCGCAAACCAACAGCUUUAUACCCUAGCUGCAAACCAAACAGUGGGCAACUCAACGGGAGCUGUGACUUGGGAUACGGGUGCGUACCAAGCGACUGCAGUGCAGGACCCGUUGUUAACGGAGACCUAUACCCUUAUUAUUUACGAUGCUGCAUCGAGUAUAAGUGCCACGGCCCAGCCCGGCUAUUUGGCCGUCUACAAUCAGUAUACGUUUGGGAUGUAUUCGCCGCAGCCCUAUACACCUCUGAAUGAAUACAUCUGUGCUACUUGCAGUGGUGCGUUGAGUGAUAUGGAAAGAAGAGCUCUGGGAAUGGUGUUCGGUAUGGGCCUCAUUACUAUCUUGAGUUUCACGUGGUUUGUUGGUGGGUUGGGUGUGAUUUGGUGA